CUCUCUCUCUCUCUCUCUCUUCCUCUUCCUUCCUAUUUAUCCCCUCUUCCCCUCACCUCCUCUCCCUUCCAAAAUAAUCAAAAAAAAUAUACAAUUCCUCUUCUCCUUCCUCUUCUUCUUCUUGCUUUUCUUCAGUCUCUUCCAUAUAGCUUUACACAAUUAUAAUAAUCAACAAUACGAUGUUGUGAGAUUGUGUGAGUGAGAGAGAGAUAUGGUGGGAUUGAGUAUAGUUUUGGAAUCACAGAGAGCUCAGCUGGUGAUCAACAAAUCCUCCAUGAUCGCCAACACCAAGCAUUCUUCUUCUUCUCCUCCUUCUCCUCCGCCGCCGCCUCCCGCCGCCGCCGGAUUUCUGGAGGUCUGCUUCUUCUGCGGCCAGAGGCUCCUCCCGGGGAACGACAUCUACAUGUACAAGGGGGACAGAGCUUUUUGCAGCGUGGAGUGCCGGUACAGGCAUAUGUUCGUGGACGAGCAGGAAACGACUACCAGUGGGACUACUAGUACUCACAAGAAGAAGCAGCUCUGCGCUUUCUCCGCCGCGGAUGCGGCGGCGGCGGGAGGUGGUUCUUCUUCUGCGUCGGCGGCGGCGGGGGUUUCGGCUCGGCACCACCGGAAGAGUGGGAGAGGAGGCGGUGGCGGUGGCGGUUUUGCUUACUGAGAUGAAGGGAUUGGUGUUUUCCUCUUUUGGUAUUUUUAUUUUUAUAUUUCUUUUUUGAUAGAGGGAGGGUUUUGGGGGGUGAAUUCCCAGUUUUACCCUCGCCUGUUUUGGUUCUACGAUGUAAUGACGUGGACGUGUUACCUGUCGUCUUUUUGCCACCUGGUAUGAGGACAAAAUUUGGGGGGAAGCAAUGGACCGCUCUGUGGGAGAGAAAAAAAAAAGGGGGAAAUUAAUUAUUAAAAUUUUUAUUAUUUAUUUUCGUGGCUUGCUGUCCCAUUCUUUGUUUCCUUUUCCGCCCCAGCCCAUGGGUUUGGUUACCCAUUGGCGGCCUAGAUUCAUAUAAUGAAAAAUUAAUUAAUAUAUUAUAUUAGUUAAAA
This is a messenger RNA of Linum tenue, 1032 nucleotides long. The record is from the annotation of a GenBank genome assembly. Lineage: Eukaryota; Viridiplantae; Streptophyta; Magnoliopsida; Malpighiales; Linaceae.